CAACUAUGAUACGAUAGACCUGGCAACACGUCUGAUUAUUGUCUUUGAGGAAGAUGGCGCAGUUAAUAAGACAAUUACAAUUCUGCGUGGCAUUCACGAAAACAAAAUCGCUUCAGAUCUGGAAGGCAAGAUGGAACAUGGCCGGCUUGCUGUGGACCUGGAAUUUGAGAGGGCACGCAGGAAUGCAGUGGACGUGACUCUGGACCCCAGAACAGCUCAUCCCCAUCUCAUCCUGUCUGAGGAUGGCAAACAAGUUAGACAUGGUGACACACGACAGGAUCUGCCUGACAAUCCAGAGAGAUUUACUUCCUGUGUCGAUGUCCUGGGAAAGGAUGGGUUCACCUCAGGUCGACACUACUGGGAGGUGAAGGUGAAAAAUAAGUCCGUCUGGACUUUAGGAGUCGUCAGAGAGUCCAUCAAAAGGAAGGGGCAGAUCACACUGUGCCCUGAGGCUGGCAUCUGGACUGUGUGGCUGAGGGGUGGGACGUACACAGCAAAUUCCACUGUCCCUGUUGACCUCCGGCUGGCCCAGAAGCCCCGGAAGCUGGGGGUGUAUGUGGAUUAUGAGGGGGGGCAGGUCUCCUUUUACAAUGUGGAGGAGGAGUCUCAUAUUUAUACGUUCACUUGCAACUUCAGGGAGAAGAUCUACCCUUUCUUCAGCCCCUGUACCAAUGAUGGGGGUAAAAACUCAGCCCCACUGAUCAUCACUCCUGUCAGUCCCCCUGAGUGAAACACAACAUCUAUAGGAGGGACAGCAUGUAUAAUAACUGCUGUGCCUUUUGAAAUCACUGACUUGCCACAGAUUGGGAGAAUUAUUAUGGGAUGGGCUGCUUUAGGAUCAAGCAUUACAAACAUGACCAUAGCUUGUGAAAGUGACAAAAAUAACAUUUUGAUCAGCAAUAUCCAUAAGCAACAUGGAAUUAUUAAAUCUAUGAAUGCUGUCAGCCAUUUUCAUGAAAAUCAUUAUGCUUUCAAAGUUGCUAAUAAAAAAAUGAAGGCUGCAAAAAUUGGAUUCA
Messenger RNA from Lepisosteus oculatus (spotted gar), 1016 nucleotides. RefSeq names its product butyrophilin subfamily 2 member A2-like. Gene Ontology annotation, molecular function: protein binding; ubiquitin protein ligase activity. NCBI's taxonomy places the organism in Eukaryota, Metazoa, Chordata, Actinopteri, Semionotiformes, Lepisosteidae. Gene Ontology annotation, cellular component: cytoplasm. Gene Ontology annotation, biological process: protein ubiquitination. The record is from RefSeq and is a predicted model, not a curated record.